Molecule: messenger RNA, 1190 nt
Organism: Ipomoea nil (Japanese morning glory)
Lineage: Eukaryota; Viridiplantae; Streptophyta; Magnoliopsida; Solanales; Convolvulaceae
Exons: 3
Coding region: 1-1146 (381 amino acids)
Molecular function (GO): protein dimerization activity
Source: RefSeq, a predicted model, not a curated record
AUGGCAAAUGCUUGUAGUAAAGCCAAAGAUUUUUUUGGAGUUAUACAACGCAUAUAUACAAUUUUUGCAAAAUCUACCAAGAGAUGGGGUAUUUUGAAAGAUAAUGUACAUGGUUUAACUCUUAAGUCAUUGUUUUCCACUCGUUGGGAGAGUCGUGUUGAGAGUGUUCAAGCAAUAAGAUUUCAAAUGGUAGAAAUACGAGAGGCUUUACUCCAGGUUGCAAAUGUUGAUGGUGAUUCCUUAGUAAGAAGUGAAGCUAAAUCUUUAGCAACAAAUGAACUUAGUGAUUUUGAAUUUUUGGUGGCUAUAGUAAUAUGGUUCCCUAUAUUGUAUCGUAUUAAUUUUUUUAGCAAGUACUUGCAAUCCAAAGACAUGCUUAUUGAUGUUGCUUUUGAAAAAAUUGAGGAGUUGAUUUCUUUUUUUGAGGAAUAUAGAGAAAGUGGUUUUAAUGAUGCCUUGGAUUCUGCUAAGGAAAUUGCCAUUAAAAUGGAUAUAGAUCCCUUUUUUCCUAAGAGACGUGAAAUCCGUAGAGAAAAACAAUUUGAUGAAAAUUCAAAUGCAUCAUUAGAAGUUUCAUUACCUGCAGAAGAUUCAUUUAGAGUUAACUAUUGUCUUUUCAUUGUUGAUCAGGUCGUUGUUUCUCUUAAAAGUAGGUUUGAGCAAUUUCAAGAAUAUGAGAAAAUAUUUGGUUUCUUGUUUAAUUCUGACAGGUUAAAUUCUUUAGAUGAUAUGAAUUUGAAGUCUUCCUGUAGUCGUCUUGAAAAUGCUCUUAAGCAUAAUGGACAUUCAGAUAUUAAUAGAGAUGAGUUGUAUGUGGAGUUAAAACUAAGAAGAGAGUUGUAUGGACAUGAAAAAAUAGGACCCAUUGAAAUUUUGAAAGAUUUAAAAUUGUUUGAUUGUUAUCCUAAUGCGGUUAUUGCAUACAAAAUUUUAUUAACUAUUCAUGUUACUGUUGCAUCUGCAGAAAGAAGUUUUUCCAAGUUGAAAUUGUUAAAGUCCUACUUACGGUCUACAAUGUCACAAGAACGACUCAAUGGAUUAGCAAUGAUAUCUAUCAAAAAUGAUUUUUUGGAUAAAGUAGAUUAUGAAGAGUUGAUCGAUGAAUUUGCAUCAAAAAAUGCUAGAAGGACAUCUAUUUUUAAAUAAAAGAUCUCUAGUUUCCAUUAUCUAAUUAAUGUAAAAUAAAGUUG